AAAAUGGCACCCAAUAUUUCUAAAACUGAAGAAAUUCCUCCUGAAGAACAACUUGAUCUCGUAAAAUUAGCUCGCGAAGUUGGAGCAAAAUAUGUUGUGUUCCCUGAUGUGAAGUAUCCUCCACUUGAACCAUUUGAACAUAAGGACCCUGGACAUUUGGCUGAUCCCAAAAAAUCAUCUCUCUUUGAUAGCGCUACAAAUGUUUAUGAUGUAACUCCUCACGUCGGUACCACUAUUGAAGGACUUCAAUUAUCCACUUUGACUGAUCAACAAAAGAAUGACUUGGCUUUACUUGCUGCUGAACGUGGUGUUGUUUUCUUCAAAGAUCAAGAUAUUACUCCUUAUCAAGCUGUUGAUUUUGGUCGACAUUUUGGUCCUCUUCAUCUUCACAAUAGUAAUGGUCAUCCUCCUGGUCUUCCCGAAUUAGUCAUUGUCAUGAAAGAUGAAAACAGUCCUUUGGUUCGUACCAGUGUUGCAAAUUCUUGGGCAUCCGAUGGUAUCCAUACUGAUAUUAGUUAUGAAAAACAACCUGCUGGUAUAUCUAUUCUGAAAGUGGAUCUUCCUCCUCGAACUGGAGGUGAUACUAUAUGGUGGUCUGGUUAUGCAGCUUAUGAUCGUCUAUCACCUGUUAUGCAAAAGUUCCUCGAAGGAUUAUCAGCUGUACAUACUGGAGAUUAUCACAAAAACUUGGCGGAACGAUCAGGUCGACCCAUUCGUAGAGAAUUCCCUCCUGACACUGUUCAUCCUGUUAUCCGUACUCAUCCUGUCACUGGUUGGAAGGCUCUCUUUGUUCAACCUGGUUUCACAAAAUCUAUUGUUGGUAUGACAAAACAUGAAUCUGACGCCAUUUUGAAAUUCCUUUUUGAUCAUGUUGCUGGUGGUUAUGAUUUCUCUGUUCGAUUCAAGUGGGAAGCUGGAAGCGUGGCUGUCUGGGAUAACCGAUGUACGUUUCAUUGUGCUAUCAUUGACCACCUUGAUGAGGGCAGAAGACAUGGCUAUCGUGUUACUCCUAUGGCCGAAGUUCCCUUUUUUGAUCCCAAAUCGAAAUCCAAGAAACAAGCUGAACAAGAGACACGCGAAAAGGCAUCCUCCAAUGGACCUUAG
Messenger RNA from Halteromyces radiatus, 1104 nucleotides. RefSeq lists its product as uncharacterized. Gene Ontology annotation, cellular component: cytoplasm. Gene Ontology annotation, molecular function: 2-oxoglutarate-dependent dioxygenase activity. The record is from RefSeq and is a predicted model, not a curated record. The coding region runs from base 4 to 1104 and encodes 366 amino acids. The transcript has 12 exons. NCBI's taxonomy places the organism in Eukaryota, Fungi, Mucoromycota, Mucoromycetes, Mucorales, Cunninghamellaceae.